GUCUGAAGUCUGCUUGGACUGGUCUUGCUGGGAUGAAUGCAGCUACAGCUACUUGUCUGUGGCUGGGUCCAUAAAGGAGGUUUUGACCGACGACUGCCUGCUUGGACGCUCGGCGAUGGGAUGGGAUGGGGUGAUGUAAUUGCAUCACCUUGCUCUUCGCCGAUACACCUCCUCAACAUACCACUCUUCAGAAUCAAAUCUUGAGUAGAACACAUCUAAAACCAUGGCCUUGCGAACACUCUCCGCGAAGAGCGCCGCAGCACUCGACCAAGAGCUCAUGUCAACAGGAGCAUUCUCAAUCGAUCAACUGAUGGAGCUUGCUGGACUUUCUGUCUCACAAGCCGUCUUCAAACUCCAACCCCUCAGCAAGGGCAAGCGCAUUCUCGUUGCCUGCGGACCUGGCAACAAUGGCGGCGACGGUCUGGUCGCAGCCCGUCACCUCUUCCACUAUGGCUACCAACCCACCAUCUACUACCCCAAGCAAUCCAAGAACGACCUUUACCAGCGCCUCAAAAAGCAGCUCCAAGACCUCAAAGUCCCCUUCACCGACGACUUCCCCUCUGCGCUGAAAUCCGCAGAUCACAUUGUUGACGCCAUCUUCGGCUUCUCUUUCUCAGGCGAGGUACGCGAGCCGUUCCCCAGCGUGAUUGAAGCCCUGCGUGACACCAAGAUCCCGGUGCUGGCGGUCGAUGCGCCGAGUAGCUGGAAUAUCGAGGAUGGGCCACCGAGUGAGGGACCGGGAAAGGGGUUUAUGCCCGAGGCGCUGAUUAGCUUGACGGCGCCGAAGCCCCUGGUGAAAUGGUUCAAGGGACGGCAUUUCUUGGGAGGAAGGUUCUUGGGUCCGGAGGUGGCGGAGAAGUAUGGGUUGGACGUUCCGAAGUAUGAGGGGCUGGAUCAGGUAGUUGAGGUGCCGGUUGAGGGCGGCAAGUUGUAAUUGCGAUGGAAUGAAGCGGAUUGCGUUGAGUGCGAGCAAUGCAUGCUAUUGCACAGUGACCAAUAGUCCGACUUUGGUUAUCUGAAUAUGAUGAGAGAACCGACUCUAUACAACAAAAUUCUCCGCUUAGAAUGCAGUAUAUGCCACCUUAGUCAAAUCCCA
Paraphaeosphaeria sporulosa is the source of this 1096-nucleotide messenger RNA. RefSeq names its product apolipo protein A-I binding protein-like protein. The transcript has 3 exons. Bases 224 to 934 code for a protein of 236 amino acids. Gene Ontology annotation, molecular function: NAD(P)HX epimerase activity. Lineage: Eukaryota; Fungi; Ascomycota; Dothideomycetes; Pleosporales; Didymosphaeriaceae. Gene Ontology annotation, cellular component: mitochondrion. The record is from RefSeq and is a predicted model, not a curated record.